Entelurus aequoreus (snake pipefish) is the source of this 25446-nucleotide messenger RNA. RefSeq names its product piccolo presynaptic cytomatrix protein b (gene pclob). Gene Ontology annotation, molecular function: metal ion binding; protein binding; structural constituent of presynaptic active zone. NCBI's taxonomy places the organism in Eukaryota, Metazoa, Chordata, Actinopteri, Syngnathiformes, Syngnathidae. Gene Ontology annotation, cellular component: GABA-ergic synapse; axon; cytoskeleton of presynaptic active zone. The record is from RefSeq and is a predicted model, not a curated record. Gene Ontology annotation, biological process: presynaptic active zone assembly; protein localization to synapse.
AUGUUUUCUUCUAAAUUCCUCAGUGGGGGCAACCCGCUUAGUGCUGUGUCCUCUGCUGUGAACAAGUUUGGACUGUUUAGCGAUGAAGGGGAUAAGAGCCAAAAAGCUCCCCCGCAGCAGGGGGUCAAGCCCAGUGGAGACCUGAAACCAGGUGUGGACCCCAACAAAAGCAUGCAACAACAGAAGGGGCCCCUAAAAUCCAACCAGGGUGCCCCUGUGCAGAAGAGCCAGGGAGGACCACAUGGGAAUGGACAGGCAGGACCCCUCAAACAACCCGGGGCUCAGCCAAAGGGCUCAGUGCAACAAAGUUCCCCCAAAGCUGGAGGACGAGAGCAGAGUAAGAGUGACGUACCACGACAAGGAAAUGCUAAGCCUGGCGCAGCACAGGUGGGACAAGAGCAGCAGCAGGGGUCGCCUAAACCUUCCCAGCAACAGCAGAGCGCCCCCAAAGCUGGGCCAAAGCAGACUGCAUCCAAGGCCGUGGCACAGCAGCAGUCCAGGCCUAAAGGACCUGGUACACCCGACCUUUCACAGAGGUCAGGGUCUCCAUCGCCAGCCCAGAACCAAGAAGCCCCGUCUCAAGCAAAAUUAGUCGACAAGCCACUUUGUCCAGUUUGCAACACCACCAAACUCAACGUGCACACCAAGGACCCACCCAACCAUCAAAGAUGCACACAGUGUAAGACGCAAGUUUGCAGCUUGUGUGGCUUCAGCCCGCCAGACUCUGAUGGAUCCGAGUGGCUUUGUCUCACCUGCCAGAUAAAGAGAGCUGAAGCACCAAUGAAAAAGCCAACACCCUCCAAAAUGCCAUCAUCGCCUGCUGCUCCUGUCAAAAAAGAGACGCCCGCAUCAGCUUCACCCAGCAAGACCACACAUUCUUCAGCAAAAGUGCCAGCCAAAAGUGAAGUUAAGGUCCAAGGGAGUCCAAAACAUAUUGGUACAGACUCUACGCAAAAGACUCCUCAGGAGACCCAGAGAGCGCCAGGUUCCCAGAAACGACAUCCUUCAAGUACAAGAAGUGUGAGUCCUGCACCCCAGCAGGAGUCUGGGGGGUUGUUUGGCUUCAGUGCUUCUAAGCCAGCAGAGGAGUCGGUGACCGGGAAAAUGUUUGGAUUUGGUUCUUCCAUAUUCAGUUCUGCAUCGACGCUGAUGGCCUCCACGCCACCGGUUUCUCCUAAAAUGCAACCCGCCAAGGAGAACAAACUACCGGAGCAGGAGAAGAAACUCCACCCCGAGCAGACCGGGGUUCCGUCAGCAGGACAGGCCAAAGUUGCAGAGGCAGCACCCUGCAAUGUCCCACAAAAAGGCCAAUCUUUGUGUGCUAUCUGUAAAACGGUCCUCAACGUGGGCUCCGAGGCCCCUCCCAACUACAGCAGCUGCACUGAAUGCAGAAGCACUGUGUGCAAUCAAUGUGGAUUUAACCCUCUGCCAAAUGUUAAAGAGGGGAAGGAGUGGCUUUGUCUAAACUGUCAGGUAAAAAGAGCUACCAAAGGUAUCGAACCCCCAAAAGACACUCCAUUGGCUACUUCGCCGUUUAAAAGGACUCCAACACCACAAAAGACUUCUGCUCCAGGCUCUCCCCAGAGUAAUGUACCUUCUCCAGAGACCCGGACAUCCAAGGCUGAAGCUGUUAAAGUACAAGGCAGUCAAAAACUGACUAGCCCAGCCCCUGCCCAGAAAACACAGCAGGAUAACAAAGCAGAUCUGCAGAAGAAAGUAGAGCAGUCAAAUGUAACUGCACAAAAACCGGGAAAUGCCACUGAAGUCCCGGGACAGCAGGAAACAGGAGGAUUUUUUGGUUUUGGAAGCCCUAAAAAGCCAACUGAUCCUGCAAAACCUGCAGAGUCAGUAACAGGGAAGAUGUUAGGAUUUGGUUCUUCUAUAUUCAGUUCUGCAUCCACUUUGAUGUACUCUACAGUCCAAGAUGAACCUAAACUGGCAGCAUCACCAGCUUCUCCCAAGAUGACCCCAUCUGCAAAGAAACUAGAUAAAAGCCAGCAGGGUCCAAAAGCAGACACCAUGUUAUCAGAGCCUACAAAGGGAGCAGUUGUUUCCAAAACUGGUCCUUCGUCCUGCCCUGUAUGUAAAUCAGCCUUCAACGUUGGCUCUAAAGAUCAACCCAAUUACAACACAUGUACAGAGUGUAAAAAUGUUGUCUGCAACCAAUGUGGAUUCAACCUCAUGCCAAAUGUGAAGGAGGUGAAGGAGUGGUUAUGCCUCAACUGUCAAAUGCAACGUGCCCUCGGAGCAGCCCAGCCUCCAGGAACCCCCAUCAUGAAAGCACAGGCCUCGCCAAACAAAGUUACUGCAUUUUCUAAUGUCCCCAAGAAAGAAACGAAAGACAUCCCAAAAACUGCUGAGUCUAAAGUCAAGGAAUUAUCUGCUGCUUCAGCACCUGAGAAGGAAGUUGCAAAGAAGGACACUGUCAAACGACCAGAGAACCAACAAUCCCUCACUCCAACAUUAGAUUCCAAAGCUUCAUCUGAAGAGUUGAAGAAGGGACCACAAAAGCUACCAGAUAAUGCUGCUUUAAAUGCACAAGAAGACUCCCGUGGUCCAAAACUUGAACCUGGUACAGUGAAGCCAACUGAAUCACUUGGUGGAAAAAUGUUUAGUUUUGGUUCCUCUAUCUUCAAUUCUGCAUCCACGUUAAUACCCACAGCCGGCCAAGAUGAAUCCAAAAUGACACCUCCACUGUCCCCCAAGAUGCCUGCCACCAAGGUGAACAAAUCACCCCUUGCUCAGGGAAAAGAACAAAAGAAACAAGAGCAAGCUCAACAAGCUAAACCGCCAUCAGAUCAGUCAAAGGAAGCUACAGUUUCCAAAGAAGGCAAAUCUACCUGUCCUCUGUGUAAGGUGGAACUUAAUUUAGGUUCCAAGGAUCCUCCCAACUUCAGAAAAUGCACAGACUGCAAAAACACCGUCUGUAACCAGUGUGGAUUUAAUCCGGUGCCCAAUCUGGCAAAGGAAAAUGAAUGGCUGUGCUUGAACUGUCAGAUGCAAAGAGCUCUGAAUGCAUCAGAACCCACGCAGCCUGCCAUCAAGCUGUCCAAUACAGUGACAAACCUUCCAUCUUCUGUACAUCAGAAGACAACUGUUUCAAAUGAAGAUGAAUCAACCACGAAGGAAUCAUUACAAUCUGAUGUACCCACAAAAGUGCAGACUGCAGCACCUGACAAGAAAAAGGAGAGUUCUGCACCUAGUACCCCGCAGAAGAUUCAUCCAUCAACUGGAACACCAGAAACCAAGAUUUCUAUUGAACAAACACAGAACAAACAGGGUGCCCCAUUGUCUGAUCAGGAACCUCAAAGGAACACAGAUCCCCAGAAACCACCUGAUCAGACUACUCAGUCUGGACUAAAACAGAGCAAAUUUACCUCGGAUGGCUUGAUUGGCUCUAAAUCUAGUUCUGAUGUUUCGAAAACAACAGACUCUAUCACUGGAAAGAUGUUUGGCUUUGGUUCUUCUAUUUUCAGCUCAGCAUCUACUCUUAUAUCAUCAGCUGUUCAGGAAGAAUCUCGCACUACACCGCCAAGCUCUCGUAAGAUGUCUGCACCAGGGCACGUCUCUCCAAGGAUUUUAGUUGGACCCAAAAUUUCUCCAAAAGAUACACCAAUACUUUCUCCCAGCAAAGUGCAACCAAAAGCCCCUGAAAAUAUCGUUCGGGAGCUCAAGAAACAAGGAGAGGCCCAUCAGAUCAAACAAGGUCCAUCACAGGCAGGCACAACUCCUCAGACCCAGUUUAAAGCAGGCCAUGUAAACUGUCCACUAUGCAAUAUCAAACUAAACAUCGGCUCAAAGGAACCUCCAAAUUUCAAUACCUGCACUGAGUGUAAAACCAAUGUGUGUGACAAAUGUGGAUUUAAUCCAAUGCAUAUUGGAGAGAAAAAUGAAUGGCUAUGUCUUACCUGUCAGAUGAAAAGAGCAGUUGGUGGUCCUGAGCAACUGGCUUCUCAAAAACAGGCUCAGACAGCCAGUAGUAAAGUCACUGCUGUUGUCAAGUCAAUGGAUACCUUUAAACCAGCUCCAACAUCUCAAACAAAGGCAAAUCCACAGGAAAAAUCACCUUCAGUUAAGUCUGGCAAACCAGAAGCUUCCACAACACCAGCGGAGUUGGGUGCCCUGGCACCUGAUGAUAAAACACAACAGAAAAAUGAGAGGAAGGUUCCUGAGAACAAAUCAGAUCUGGCAAGCCAGAUCCCUCCUGGACACAGGCAGAGUUAUGCCACUGCAACAAAGCAGCAAGACGCUGCAGGAUUUUUUGGCUUCGGGGCUACAAAAUCUCAGCAGGAUACAGAGAAGGCUCCAGAUUCAGUGACUGGAAAGAUGUUUGGUUUUGGUUCUUCAAUAUUCAGCUCUGCAUCUACAUUAAUGACUUCUACUGCCCAGGAUCAGCGUAAUAAAACACCCCCUGCUUCUCCCAAAAAAUCCCCUGCAAAGGAAAUUAAAUCUGAUGUUUCUCAGAAAUUAGAGCCGCUGAAGAAAGUGCAGUCAACACAGCAGAACAAGACGCCUUCAUCGAGUCCAGCUAAAGGACAAACAAAUGACACAUUUGAACCUCUAAAGGCUGCAGAAGCUACCAAAUCAGCUGUCAAACCGGGUUCUACCUGUCCACUCUGCAAGGCUGAACUCAACAUAGAUUCUAAAGACCAAGCCAACUACAAUAGCUGCACUGCAUGCAAAAGUAUUGUGUGUAACCAGUGUGGAUUUAACCCUAUGCCAAUUGGAGUGAAAAACGAAUGGCUAUGUCUAACAUGUCAAACCAAAAGAGCAGUGGAAGCAUCUGAGCAACAAGCCUCUCAAAAGCAGGCUCAAACAUCAAAUAGUAAAGUUCCUGUAACAGUCAAGUCGACAGACGAUUCCAAACCAGCAAUUACUGAAGCAAACACACAUCCAAGCAAUGCAGUAACCCCACAGGAAAAACUGUCAACAACUUUAGUUAGGUCAGCCAAACCAGAAGCUUCCACAACACCAGCAGAUUUAGCUACCUUGGCACCUGAUGAUACAACACAACACAAAAAUGCGAAGAAAGAUCCGGUAAGCCAACCUGGACGCAGGCCGAGUAAUGCCAUUGCAACAAAGGGGCAAGUCACGGAAGGAUCUUUUGGUUUGGGUGCUACAAAAUCUCAGAAGGAUGCAGAGAAAUCCACAGAUUCAGAUCAACCUAAGACCGAUACACCAGCUUCUCUAAAAAAGUCCCCUGCAAAGGAACAAACACCACCAUCGGGUCCAGCAAAAGAGGAACAUAAUGUCACAUCAGAACCUCUUAAGGCAGCAAAAGCUACCAAACCAGCUAUCAAACUAGUUUCUACAUGUCCACUCUGUAAGGUUGAACUCAACAUGGGCUCAAAAGACAAAGCCAAUUACAAUACCUGUACUGAAUGCAAAAGUACUGUGUGUAACCAUUGUGGAUUUAACCCCAUGCCAAUUGGAGAGAAAAAAGAAUGGCUAUGUUUAACCUGUCAGACAAAAAGAGCAGUGGGAGCAUCUGAGCAACCAGCUUCUCAAAAGCAAACUCAAACAUCAAAUAGCAAAGUUCUUGUUGCGGACAAGUCAACAAACAACUCCAAACUAGCUUCAACAACUCAAGUAAAUGCACAUCCAAGCAAUGCAAUAACCCCACAGGAAAAAAUGUCCACAACUUUAAUAAGGUCAGACAAAUCAGAAGCUUCCAUAACAUCAGAGGAGUUGGCUAGCCUCGCACCUGAUGAUACAACACAACAAAAAAAUGAGAGAAAAAAUCCUGAAAAACCAUCAAAUACGGUAAGCCAACCUGGUCGUAGGCUGAGUAAUGCCACUGCAACAAAGAUGCAAGACACUGGAGGAUUUUUUGGUUUGGGUGCUACAAAAUCUCAAAAGGAUACAGAGAAGUCUUCAGAUUCAGUGACUGGAAAAAUGUUUGGUAUUGGUUCUUCUAUGUUCAGCUCUGCAUCUACAUUAAUAACAUCUGCUGUUCAGGACCAACCUAAGACCGAUACACCAGCUUCUCCCAAAAAAUCCCCUGCAAAGGACAUUAAAUCUGAUGUUCCUGAAAAGCUGGAGCCAACACCUUCAUCGGGUGAAGCUAAAGGGGAAAACAAGGUCACAUCAGAACCUCUUAAGGUUGCAGAAGCUACCAAAACAGCUGUCAAACCAGGUUCUACCUGUCCACUCUGUAAGGUUGAACUCAACAUGGGUUCAAAAGACCAAGCCAAUUACAAUACCUGCACUGAAUGCAAAAGCACCGUGUGUAACCAGUGUGGAUUUAACCCCAUGCCUAUUGGAGAGAAAAAUGAAUGGCUAUGUCUAACCUGUCAGACAAAAAGAGCAGUGGAAGCAUCUGAGAAACCAUCCUCUCAAAAGCAGACUCAAGCAUCAAACAGCAACGUUUCUGUUGCAGUCAAGUCGAAGGACAACUCCAAACCACCUACAACAACUCAAGCAAACACACAUCCAAGCAAUGCAGUACUCCCACAGGAAAAACUGUCUUCAACUUUAAUUAGGUCGGGCAAACCAGAAGCUUCCAUCGCACCAGAAAAGUUAACUAGCCUGGCACAUGAUAAUAAAACACCACAGAAGAGUGAGAAGAAAGUUCUUGAAAACCAAUCAGAUCUGAUAAGCCAACCAGAACGUAGGCCAAGUAAUGCCACUGCAGCAAAGCAGCAAGAUACAGCAGGAUUUUUUGGCUUGGGUGUUACAAAAUCUCAAAAGGAUGCAGAGAAGUCCGCAGAUUCAGUAACUGGAAAGAUGUUUGGUUUUGGUUCUUCAAUAUUCAGCUCUGCAUCUACAUUAAUAACAUCUGCUGUUCAGGAUAAACCUAAGACCGAUACACCAGCUUCUCCUAAAAAGUCCCCUGCAAAGGAACAAACACCUCCAUGUGGUCCAGCAAAGGGGCAACAUAAGGUCACAUCAGAACUUCCAAAGGAUGCAGAACCUGCCAAAUCAGCUGUCAAACCAGGUUCUACCUGUCCACUCUGUAAGGUUGAACUCAACAUGGGUUCAAAAGACCAAGCCAAUUACAAUACCUGCACUGAAUGCAAAAGCACCGUGUGUAACCAGUGUGGAUUUAACCCCAUGCCUAUUGGAGAGAAAAACGAAUGGCUGUGCCUUACAUGUCAGACCAAAAGAGCAGUUGAAUCAUCUGUGCAACUAGGUUCUCAAAAACAGGCCCCAACAUCAAAUAUUAAAGUUCCUGUUGCAGUCAAGUCAAUGGAUAUGCCCAAACCAGUUACAACAUUGCAAACAAAGGGGAUUCCAAGCAAUGCACAACUCCUGCAGGAAAAACCUUCUUCAACCUCAGUUGAGUUAGAAAAACCUGAAGCUUCAACUACAUCAUUGAAAUUGGUUAGCCCAGAACCGGAUUAUAAAACACCACAGAAAAAUGAAAAUAAAGCAUCUGAGAAACCACCAGAUCCGGAAUGCCAACCUGGACGUAGGCCGAGUAAUGCCACUGCAGCAAAGCAGCAAGAGAGCGGCGGGGUUUUGGGAUUUAGUGCUACAAAAUCUCAGCAGAAUUAUAAUAAUUCAGUGACUGGAAAGAUGUUUGGUUUUGGUUCUUCAAUAUUCAGUUCAGCAUCUACAUUGAUAACAUCUGCUGCUCAGGAUCAACCUAAGACAACACCUCCAGCUUCUCUCAAAAAGUCCCCAGCAAAGGAAAUGAAAUCUGAUGUUCAUCAGAAGCUGGAGCAAACACAGCAGAGAAAGACACCUCAAUCGGGUCCAGCUAAAGAGGAUAAUAAGGUCACAUCAAAAUCUCUGGCUGCAGAAGUUACAAAAUCAGCUGUCAAACCAGGUUCUAACUGUCCACUCUGUAAGGUUGAACUCAACAUAGGUUCAAAAGACCAAGCCAACUACACCACCUGCACUGAAUGCAAAAACACUGUGUGUAACCAGUGUGGAUUUAACCCCAUGCCAAAUGAAACAAAGGUAAAGCGGUGGCUGUGUCUCACCUGCCAGAUGCAGCAAGCUCUUGGUGCGAGCCAUCCUUCAGGAGCUUUUUCUAACAACUACAGCGUUUCUGAAAAAGAUGUCACCAGUAGAGCUGAACCUGAAAAGAAAGUGGCUUCAAUGCCAAUAUCACCUAAGAAAGAACCAACAGCUGAUACAGCAACGUCUGCAACAGCUCAGUCUGACAGUAAUAGUGCUCUUACUAAAAAUAUACCACAAGACUAUCAAAAAACAUCUGGCCCAAGCUCAUCACCAGGACCAACAAGGCAAGCUGAACGCAAACAGAGCAUUGCUGCUUUGGCACCCCAGCAAGAAUCAGGAGGUUUCUUCGGCAGUAAAACCCAACCUGAAGCUUCCAAACCAGCAGAAUCAGUGACCGGGAAAAUGUUUGGCUUUGGAUCUUCUAUUUUCAACAGUGCAUCCACUUUGAUUACUUUGGCGGUCCAGGACCAGCCCAAAACCACCCUAUCGGUGUCUCCUAAGAUGUCCCCAGCAAAACAGAGUACAUCUCCUUCUCUCCAGAAAAAAGAAGAGAUAAAAUCAGAACAAACUCAGCAGGGUCUAUCUGAACAGAACAAAGUCAACACAAAUCUAUUUAAACAAGUUUCCCACUCCACAUGUCCCCUUUGUAAGGUUGACCUCAACAUUGGAUCCGAAGAGCUACCUAACUAUGACAAAUGCACUAACUGCAAGAGUACAGUUUGCAAGCAGUGUGGAUUCAACCCUAUGCCAAAUGUAUCAGAGAAAAAGGAGUGGCUGUGUCUGACGUGCCAGAUGCAAAGAACUCUCUCAGCAGCAGAAGCAGUACAACCUCCAUCUGUGAAGCCUCAGUCAUCACUCAACAAAGUGACUAAACCCGCUGCUGCCACGGCCAAUCCAAGUAAAGAUAUGAUACCAACACAAAAAAGAAAAGUCCUGGACAAAGAUCAGAAGGACAAAACAACACCAGGUAAACUCGAAAAUAAUGAAAUCCCAACAACUGAUAUCAAAUCUGGUUCACUACCUCCCAAUCAAGUCCAAAUCUCCACAGCAAUUCCAGUUGAAGAAAGGACACCUGCAAACGCUGAUAAAACUUUGGUUGAGCAAGCGCCUCCUGUCAGCACAGAUGUUACAUCUCCACUGAAGGAGGAAGAUCCAACUUUAACACGCUCACCUGCAACAACAGACACAUUGGAAAAGAAAGCACAGGGAAUGGAAGGCACUACAAAAUCAGAGGAUGAAGUAGUCAUGUCGGCUGAUAUAGAGAAGCCAUCCAAGUCCAAAGGUAAAGAGCCAAAUCUUGCUGCCAAACCGCCUCCUUCCAUGUCACAGCCAACUAAAGAUACAGGAAGUUUGGUUAGCAUUAAUGCUUCAAAACCUCAGCAAGGGGUCUCCAAAACAGCUGAAGCAGUGACAGGGAAGAUGAUGGGAUUUGGUUCAACACUCUUCAGCUCAGCAUCUUCUUUAAUAACAUCCGCUGUUGGUGAAGAAUCACGCACCACACCACCAAGUUCUCGUAAAAUGUCUGCGCCGGCACAAAGUUAUGAUAAAACGGCAGCUCCUCAAAUCCCGCCGGUCAAGUCAAGUUCUGCUCUAUCUCUGAUAAAAUCCUCCACAAAAGAAGUGAAGUCUGACAAUAUUCAGAAACAAUCAAUGGAGAAGAUGGCGGACAAACUUCAGGAAGACAAUGCUUCUCUACCAGGAACGAAACAUGUGGACCAAGGUCCGUCAGAAGCUUCAAAAGUAAAGGCUCCACAAACUGCUCCCAAAGAAAUUGAGCUCAACUGCCCCCUUUGUAAGGUUGAAUUUAAUGUUGACGGCAAAGAUCAAGCAAAUUACAACACCUGCACCGGAUGUAAAACAGCAGUCUGCAACAAAUGUGGAUUUAGUCCCAUGCCGAAUAAAGCAGAGGGGAAAGAAUGGCUCUGUCUCAACUGUCAGAUGCAGAGAGCACUUGGCGCCUCUGAACCUCUUGGACUUCCCUUGAUAAAAUCCCAAUCUUCACCAAGUAAAGACAUGCCUCCCUCCACAACGAAGGGAGAGACAGCUAUACAAGCUCCUCAGGAGGACACUAAAACACCCAAACCUGACGAGACAGUCAGUGUCGUCACUACCAGGGAAAGCCAAUCCCCAGCAAUUGGCGAAUCAACUGUGAAAGCAACAGCGGCAGUUGCCUCAUUGCCUGAAAAAAGUGUUCUUCCUGAAAUCAUGAAGACUGUGGUUGCAUCUGCUUCACCUGCAAUUACCCCUAAAGGACAACCUGGAAUACCCCAGAAACAGCCUCCAGAAAAGAUGGUUCCCCCAACAGCACCAGAAGUAGGUAAAAUACUACCCCAACAACCUACAAAAGCUGGGGGAUCUCCAGCCAAAUCAAUUCUGGCAACAGCUCCACCUGUAAAACAGGAAUCAGUAGGCUUCUUUGGUUUUGGUGGUCCUAAAACACAACCUGUUAAGCCUGCUGAAUCAGUACCUGGCAAGAUGUUUGGCUUUGGGUCAUCUUUUUUUAAUUCAGCGUCCAAUUUGAUAACCUCAGCUGUACAAGAUGAAACGAAAAAGACAACUCCGACGCCAAGCACAAUUACUUUGCAGGCCUCUCCUAAAACGACGCCGCCUGCUUCUCCCAAAACAAUACCUGGAAAGGACAUCAAACCACCUGCAGUCCAGAAAACUAAAGAAACAGAACUGGAAACACCACAGGUAAAAACUACUCCUUCAGCAACACACAUGGAUAAAGCUCCAUCCGUUUCCCCCAAAGCACCACUAACACCUCCAAAACCAGCUCAGUUAACCUGCCCACUCUGUAAGAUGCUAUUCAAGAUGGAUUCUAAAGAUGCUCCCAAGUUCAACACCUGCACAGAAUGCAAAACAACUGUCUGCAAUCAGUGCGGAUUCAAUCCAUUGCCUACGGUCUCAGAGGUAAAGGAAUGGCUAUGUCUGAACUGUCAGAUGCAGAGGGCCCUUGGCACAUCUGAGACUACUGGACCAUCUGCAGUGAAACCUCAGGCCUCACCUACAAGGACUGGUCCUUUUCCUUCUGAACAUAAUAAUGAAGAAGUCCAGCCAAAGAAGUCUACAUCAGUCAGAGAAGAAGGUUCUGAACGCCUGGAUGAGGACUCACGGACACUUACAAUUAAUAAGCCUGGUUUAUUGCAUGAUGCAGCACCAAGGACGGACAUCCCUUCAGUUGGUGAUCAAGAAAAGGGCCAAGAUGUGACCAAGCAGCCUCCCACUGAAAAAACCCCACCCAAGGAACACACUUCUCAAACUCCAAAAACAGAAGUCAAGGCCGGUGUUGCGAAACCGACAGAUGAGAAACCCCCUCAGCAGCUUUCGAAAUCUCCUGUCAAAUCUACACCAGCAGCAGCAGCUGCUAAACAGGAGUCUGGCAGGUUCUUUGGAUUCGGGGCUCCAAAAACGCAACCACAGGCUGCUGAGACUGUCACUGGUAAAAUGUUUGGAUUUAGUUCAUCCAUUUUUAGCUCUGCCUCUACCUUGAUAACAUCUGCUGUCCAAGAUGAGCCCAAAACUACUCCUUCGGUUCCUCCUAAGAUGUCCCCUGCUAAAGAAAACAAAGUUCCUGUUGUGCAAACACAACAACUGACCAAACCUGCCCACUUGGGUCAGGUUAAAGACCCAAAGACUUCACUCACAGCAACAAAAGUCACAGAAGGCACCGACGUGGAUAUUCCCAAAGCAGAUACAGAGUCCACCUGUCCACUCUGUAAGGUUGAACUCGAUAUGGCCUCCAUGGAACCACCCAAUUACAACACAUGCACUGAAUGCAAGAGUGUUGUCUGUAGCCUCUGUGGAUUUAACCCCGCACCUCAAACUGGAGGGAAGGAAUGGUUGUGUCUAAACUGCCACACACAAAAGGCUUUGGCCGGACAACUAGAAGACUCAGGAAAAGUCCCUCAGGCUUCCCCAGUCUCAGCUCCGCCAGAAACAUCACGUAUACUUACAACCAAAAAGACGGAGUCAAAAUCUGCACCUGCAAAGGCUGAGCCAUCAGCUGAAGUUACAAAACAACCAACAGAAACAACAAGACCUACAACAAAGACAUGCAUCAUAACAGAAAACCCAGCUGCAACAUCUUUCACAAAAGUGGAAAUUGAACCAAAAACAGUGGAGGUGUCAACUGUCAUCAAAGAAAAACAGCAAUUAUUUGAAUCCACAGCAGAACCAAUUAAACCACUAGUGGCUCCUCAACUUAAAUUGUCCAAAACAGAUGUAGGAGUGGAAAUAACAAAUUUAGAGAAGAAGGAACAAAGUGUGAAAGAAAUUCCCAAAUCCGUUGAGAAAACUGAGCCCUCAAAAGCCAUAUUUGAAUUGUCUACUGUUGGAAUUGCUCUAGAAGACAAAACGAAGCAACCUCCAACAAAGAAGGUUGAAGUCAAGACAACAAAUCUUGAAGACCAAAUCCAACUGAGCAAGCCUGAAACAUCUGCUAAGAAGGCUGAAGUUCAGGAACAGUCACAUGAGCCUCUUACUGGCAGUAAUCAAGUAGUGGAACAAAUAGCUGAUGCCAUUCUCGCCCUAGAGCCACAACCAGAAUCUACAAAGGAGCCAGAUAAAAUGACAAAUGAAACAUAUUUCCUUGCUGGUGGAACAGUUGAAUUGGAGCACAUAGUUGUAUCCGAGACAGCUACUACGGCAAGAUUGGAGGCAGAAAAUGAUGCUCAACCUCAGAUUUUACCGUUUUCAGAUAAACCAAAAGAGGAUCAGGUGGUAUGCAGUAGAAUUAAAAAUACUGUAGAAGAAGGACAAACACUGCAAAUAAAAGAGACGGUAGAAAGUGGAAAAAGGCGCCUUAGUUUCCAAGCAAUGGAAGAGAGCAGUGGGAGUGACUUCACACUUUCACCAUCACCAGAGGUUCAGAGGAGGAGGCUCAAAGUGACUGAUGUGACAUCUAUCAGUGAGGAGAUCAAAACUGAAAGUGCUGACUCGUCAAUAGAAGAUGAAGACUUUAUCCGCAGUCAGAUAAUGGGUAUGGGCGAUGAAGAGGAAAUGUCUCUAUCCGAGGAUGAGAAAGAAAAAACAUUGUCCAAUGAAGAAGUCGUUAGGAAGGCUGUGCUUGAUAAUUCCUCAAUGAAAUUUAAAUCACUCUCUAGUGAAGGAGGUACAGAUAAUGAAGGACCCCUUGCAUGGAGAAAAUUCCCUCUCAUGACUAGUACUGGAGCUUCUGAAGCAUUUCCAAGUACAACUUUUAAGAAAGCUGUUCCAGUCAUCAAACAAAUACAAAGCACUGAUGAAGAGGUAGAGAGUAUCACUGAAUCCCUUUCAAAGGGUUCGUCCAGUCUUCAAGCAUCUAGCUUUACUCCAGGGUCAUCACCGACAUCUGCAUCAUCCCUGGAGGAGGACAGUGAUAGCAGUCCAAGUCACAAAAUAAUUAGUGGGGACAGACAGUAUCGCAAAGGUAAACACAGACACGCAACCCAGCCACUACCCACAAUUGAAGACUCCUCUGAGGACGAGAAAUCUCGGAAAGAAAAGAAUGAACUAAGUGUGCAUGAGCUCUUGUCUGCCAGUGAAAGUGCUUCCUCAGUAGAGGAUAUAAGACAAGUCAUUGUAAAGGAUGACAUUAGUAAAACAUCUGGCUCUGAGUACUGGGCCAGUGUCGAAUCAGAACCAGAAGUAAGCCAAGCCGUACAGAGAGGGCGCAAACCUUCUCCAACAGUGAUACCGUUUACCCCAGUCGAAGAAAAUGAGCCUGUUUCAACAUUAUUAAAGAGUGCAGAAGAAGCAUAUGAGCAAAUGAUCCAGAAGGCCAAAGCAAUUCCAGGCGAUAGUCCUCCUGAUGUUGAGCCACUUUAUGGAGGAAUGUCAAUAGAGGACUAUCUCUAUGAAUCCUUGGUUGAGGAGCCAGAUAUUUUAAUGUGUGAUUAUGCCGACACUGAACCCAAAGAGGACUACAGUCCUGAACCUUUAAAGAAACUCAGGUCUCCGGAGGAGGUUUAUGAAGAGAUGAUGGAAAAGAAGAGGGAAUUGAUGAUGAUAGAGCAAGAGUUUCAACAGGCCCAGAAUGCCAUGGAAUCUAUACCAUCUUUACAUGCUGAGACUUGUGUUGUAGUCAUACCCACAGAAGCGAUAUCCCACAUUGAAGAAAGUGAGCCUCCUAUUGGGUUUGACAAUUCUAGUGAGCUGCCAGUCAAGAAAAGAAAACGACCAGCCCCACCACGCCCUUCAGAACCCCCAAAGCGGCCUGAGGUGACUAUUAUUCCAGCCACACCUUCUGGUUCUAUAGGUUUUGUUCGGCCCAUGAUUCCACUAGAUCCUGCACUUAGAAAGGCACUUUUCCCCAUACCUGACCUCAAGAUUACACAGUGUUCAUCAGGGGAAGAAGAGGAUGACAGUCUUGCAGAAGAGUAUGGUGUUGGGAUUUCUUCUGACAUUACCCCAAGUGAUGAUUCUGAAACCAAAGAUGAUCAAUCCAUAAGCCCACCUUUGUCUGACACAACUGAAAUAGAACAGAUUUCCGUGGUCUGUGAAAUCCCAGAACCAAAACCUAUUCCAACUCCAAUAUCAGCUCCAGAACUAACCACUACACCUUCUCCUUUAUCGCCACUGUCCCCACCAACUUCACCAGCGACCCCAGAUUCUAGCAUGGCUUCUAAUGCUACAUCUUCACCCUCCUUUCAAGCUCAAACUCCUCUGUCGUCAGAUUCAACUCCUCUUUCUACACCUACUCGUUCCUUUGUCACUCAAUCCUCCCGAGAGGGCUCACCAUUGUUGCCCACUAAAAGUGGGACUUUUAAAGAAAGCUCUGCAGUUGUAGUAACUAUACCUGAUGUGGUGUCUGACCCUUUUAAAGGUGAAACAGCAGAAUUGGUCCAAACCUCUAUUCCCAAGGUCCCAAUUCAAGUCCCAGUGGAGACUUCACCAGUUGUUGAAAUGCCAGACUUGGUUUCAUCUCCGUCUCAAAUGCCAAUUGACGCAUCUGUGCUAGGGGUGUCCACGCCAAGUCCAGAACCUGUUAUUGUCACAGCUAAGCCUCCAGUUCAAUUUAGUGAAUCAUGCGGUACCAGAAAAAUUCAAGUCUAUAGUCAAUCCUUAGAUAAUGUAGCUACUGCUCCUGUAGGUGCAGUAUCACACCAUGAACCAGUAAUUGUCCAGAUGCCUGACCUGGUUUCAACUGCGUCUCAAAUCUCCUCACCAACACCUAUUCAAGGCUCAGCAAUAACAACAGCCUUGGCCCAGGCCAAAACAAAUGUGGUAAACAAAGUCCCUGUUCAACCUGCUGUGAUUCCUGUAUCUAUUCCUUCAACUACUAUAGUCAAAAAGAAAGUCCCACCGCCUCCUCCCCCGAGAUCUACUUCAGUUUCAUUACCCGAGCUUGGCAAGGAGCGUCUACCUACAAGUGAGGCUCAGUAUGUCUCCACAACUAUGGCGACCACAAUCCCUACAGGAACCCCAGUUGUUGUCCAGGCAAUGCAGUCCGUAGUUGUUGAUAUACAGCCAAGAAUGGAGGAGAUGAAACCAGAUGAUGUUGCUGUACCUCAAGUUGUGACCCCAACAAGACCAGGGCAUGUGGUCAUCAUUGUGCCGAGUAUGGAAAACUUGUCUCGGCUUAGCCACACUCAACAAAGUAGCACUAUCUCUUCAACCGUGUCUCAGGUACCAAGUAUGCAGCCCGUUAUUACCAGUAUCACCCCAUCUAAGACAGCUGUGUCAGAUACAUCCAAUGCAGGUACAGCAUUCCCUUCCACUACAGUGGCAGUAGCGCCAUUAGUUUCAAUUCCAUCAGUUACACAUACACCACGUCCUUCCACUUUACCGAAGCCUACUGUAUAUCCAAAACCACCAAUUCCCACAGCAGUGGAACAGUUUUCUGUAACAAUAACUGGCUCUAGUCCUUCGCCAAAGGCCCCUCCACCAAUACCACCUAAGCCUGUAAUUAUUCCAGCUGGACUGGUUUUCAGUCACAAACCAGGAGAAAGUGUCAAACCACCUUAUGUUACACAAAAAGCUGCAACACUGCCUCGGACCAAAGAACCUCCAAAUGCCCUUUCGCUUACCUUGACGAGACCUGUGGAGAGUAAGUCAGGGGCAACAUCUCCCAAGUCACCUCUAUCUCCAAGACAUGGCAAAUGUUUGAAAACAUAUGUGGUGAUAACGCUUCCAUCUGAGCCUGGCUCACCAACAGAAGUAAUAACAGUCCAGGCACCAAUAAGACGAGGCUCCAUCCCAUCUACCAAAGGACCAGGAGUACGAACAACGCCUUUAGAGCAGAAAUCCCUUGGUGAAACAUUUUCAGCACAGGCCACAGUUCGGAGAGCUUCCGUCCCCAUUGUUAGGCAUCCUCCCCCUAUACCCUUAGCAUCAACUGCUCCAUUAAAACAAGUGACAGUGGUUUCUGAAGAGCAGGCUGGUAGAGAUUCUGAUCAGGAAACAAUAAUUCAGGUCCAUAAUGUACCGGACCCAAUAAAGAAGCCAUACAUACCUGUCAUACUGAAGCAGCAACACACAGUCUAUCAGCCCUUGCCACCAUCUAUACCAAUGCAACAAAACACAACGAAGACCUCAGAAAUAAGGAGUGAAGUCACUGCAGGACCACAUCCUGAAACAUCAGUCACUCAACGUCCAAAAAUUGUCUCAGAGGGUGUGGAACUUCCACAAGAGAUUUCAGCUGAAGAACAAGUCUCAGCCCAAAUUCAAACACUGCCAAGUCAGCCCCUGACACAAAAUAUUGUUAUUCCACUAGAGCCUGGGGUACCUUCUGAUGUACAAAUACCCCGAGAUUGUACAGUUAUUAUGUACACAACUGAAAUAGAAAAACAACCAGAAAAGGCAGGUGAAACCAUCUUCACUGAUACAGUUCCAAGCUCAACUAUUGCAGUGAGUCAGCAACAACCGACGGGACUUAUACAAAUGGCUGACUCACAUUUGACAUUUACUAGUGAAUUCCAGUCACUUCAACAAACUAUGCAGCAAAUACCUGCACAGCAUCCAUAUUCUGCAGGCGAAGUGAGGGCACUUGUAGCAGAGAGAGACUCACAAUAUGAUUAUGUUGUUACAAUACCAGAUGUACAAACAUCACCCCAUGUCUAUCAUAACAUUGCCACAGCUCCCACACACAUGACUCAGUUAACAAUGGAGAAGAUAGCUCCAAAUGCUGAAGACAUUUUCUCACCUGUAAUAAUGGAGGUGCAACAUCGAACACCACAACCAGAGGAGCCUUCUAUCACUUAUAUGCCUCAUGUCUACGUAACUAUUCCAUCAACCACCAUGCCAUGUUUAACACCUCCACUUGAAGUUAUUGCAUUACAGCCGAAGCCUACACCGACUAUAACAAAGGGGGCUCCUCCAAGACAAGAACCAAUGUCAUCAUUGAUACAGCCUCAGGUAGUGGCUUCAUUGUCCUAUACGGUUAUUCCAGCCGAACAACCUUCAAGGGAAAGGCGAACAUCUAUAUCAUCCACAGGAAAUCAACCAUACAGCACAAGUGAAAUAUUUACCUUUCCUACUGAUUAUGAAAUGCCUGGCCAGGAUGUCAACAAUGAAAAUGUUGCUGCCGCUGCAAGAAGGCAAUCUUUAACCAUACAACAACCAUUGGUAAUAAACAUGCCAGCUGAAAAAGACAUCCCUGUCAAUGUGUAUGAUACCUAUAGAAAAAGUUCAUAUCCUUCAAUCGAACAACCACAGCUAAUAACAUAUUCAUCAGAAUAUGAUCGUCCCUUUGAAAUAAUAACUACUGAGGCAUACACAAGGAGAACCUCAAUACCCGCUGUCCAGGACAUACCAACUGGGACACCUGUUGCUCCAGUCACCAUCACCAAAAUUCAACAAGAGUCGAUUGAAAGCCAAGAGAUCCGGGGACGAGAGAAAGUUGUCUCGAGUAUGAGUCACAAGUACUCUUCAGUUUCUACUACAGGCCAGCCUGCUGAAAUAUUGCCAAGCUUAGUGACUCAGGUAGUCACCACUGAGGUCCAGAGGACUACUGUGUCUGUCGUCCAUGAAAGACUUCCACAGCAUACUCCACCCAUAAAACCUGAUGAAAGUGAAUACCAAGCUCAACCUAAACUAAAUGGUAGGAUUAUAUAUCCUGGGGAUGUUAUGGAUCUACGGACCAUGAAGGCUGGCAUGAAAAUGACUAACCAAGGCAUGGACCUGACUCCGACUGAGUUGUUUAGACAGUCAUCCAAUGACACUGCUCGUCAAAUUACAGCAGUACAACCUGAAAUUGUAAAUCUUAGCGCUGAUGUUAUCCCAGUGACUACACUGUCUGUGGUAACUGAUAGCAUCACAAUAGUCACAUGCACAGCCACCAUUGCUUCAUACAGCAACCCUCCAGCAGAGAAACCUCUUGACUUGCAAGGGCCUGUUACAUCAUUGCCACUUCCUCUCACCACGUACAAAGCAUUUGAACCACUGGCGCAGAUUGUCUACAAACCUGUAAGCACUCUGCCUGUAGCCACAGCUGUAGCAUCUACAGAGCAAGACAUACCAAUUAACCUUUCGUUUGGAUCAUUGGCCAGAGGAGGCACACCCAUGACUUCUGCACUAGACAUUAAGAGUGGGGCCUCUGUCCUGUCUUUGGAAGCAACAGGGGCCGUGGAUCUGUCCAAUUACAGGCCAGUGAGAGCGAUGGUAGCUUUAUCUGGAAAAAGUCCUGAAGUAAUAACCACUGUUGUCGAGGAUGAUGGGAUACCAGUUGAUCUUACUGCUGGUAGAAGGAGUGUAUGCUGUGAUGUAUUAUACAAAUUACCAUUUACCGGGAGCUGCAGAACACAACCCCCUGUCACAACUCAGCCCGACAACCGUUUAGACUUCAAAGAUGAUCAGCAAAAUAGUGCUGGACAGUAUGGUAUUAAAGGGAUCAAUGGUGAAAAGGCAUCAAUAUCGAAGGCCAGCCUCAGGGAGGUAGGACUCUUUCCCUAUGAUCCCAAUAAGGAAUAUGACUACCUCAAUGGAUCUAGAGAUGGAGCUAUAGACCUCACUGCCACCAAACUCUCUGCUGGUAAAGCUCUUAACUACACGAGCAAAGCUACCACAACAUUCCCUGGGAUGACUGCCUCUCCAUCUUCCCAGGAUGCUCUUGCUGGUUUUGGUGUAAAUAGUGCCCUAAAAACUUCAGAUGGAAUAGUUUACUCCUCUGUUACUGCCCCAGUUCCAUCAACAUAUGCAAUAACCACACAACCUGGCUCCAUUUUUAGCACUACCUUAGUGCCUGCAUCAACAAUCCAGAAUCAAUCUGUGCCCCAACAAUAUGAUUUUGUACCUAACACACACCAGGGGCAAGUAAUUCCUUAUGACACAGGUCUACCAAAGGAGAUUCUACCUACAGCAUUGGUUGACAUCAUAACAGGCUUUCCCGAAAUGUAUUCAGAUACCACCCUGGAAGCAUUAGCUGCUUCUUUGGAUGCAUUAGCUUUGUCUCCAAUAUUCCCUGGCUUAGACAGUACCAAAAUGGCACAGUAUCAGAUGGAGAGGGAGUUUCUAGAGCUGGAAAAGCUUAAACAGUUGUGUCUUGCAGAGGAGUUAGAGUGGGAGAGACAAGAGAUCCAGCGUUAUCGUGAACAAGAGCAGAUAAUGGUGCAACAAGAACUGGAAGAGCUCCAAGCUCUGAAACAACAGCUUCUACUGCAGCAAGAGGAAGAACACCAUGCUCAUAUAAUAGCCCAACAGGAAACGUAUGCCCAGCAGAAAGAGCAGUUGCAGCAAAUUCAGCAACUUCAGCUUCAACUACAGCGGCAGUUAGAUGAACACUAUGGUAACACAGGUUCUACGUCAAACCUCCUUGAGGCAAAAUAUGCAGGAGUUGGUGACAGUGGACAGUACUGGCCUGUCAAAGAUGAAUCUACAGGUCCAUUUAUUAGUACACAGUUACAGGAAAGUCAGGACCAGCGUAACAUAACAAAAAAGAUUCAAGAUGGUCAGGACACAGGUAAAAAGAUAAUUGACAGUGGAGUGCAGACUGAUGAUGAAGACUCAACAGAAAAGCAGCACAUCGGAAGAAGGAAGAAAAAUAAGAGAAACAUUGAUAGCUCGGCUCAGUCUGACGAUGAAGACCAAGAUGAAUGGGAUGCUCCCACAAAAGCUCGCCGACGGUCUCGCAAGCACAGCAGUGAAGGAAAACAUAGUUCUAAGGUCUCUAGCAUUGCUAUCCAGACAGUCGCUGAGAUAUCUGUUCAGACUGACCACUCUGGAACCAUCAAACGACCCAACGUCCAGAUGGACACCAAGGUGGAAAUAAUCAAACACAUCUCAGCUCCUGAAAAUUCUCAGCGAGGUGGUAGUCUGAGCUGUCAGACAGAUUCAGAUAGAAGACCCGCACCCAACGAAAUGGGUUACGGGACUCACAUACCGACUGAUGCUUCGGCUAGAUCUAGAAGUUUCUUUACUUCAGUGUCCCCCUUAUCGCCUGAUAAAUCACUUGGAGGGCAGAAAAUGCUGACUGCGGACCCAACAAGGUUUUACUCAGGCCCUCGAUUGAAGCCUGGCCAGAAGUAUAUGUCUGAUCCUAAAUCUUUGAGCCCCACUACAGAAAACAGGAUGAGUGGAUACUACGCAGACAGUUAUUCUGGGCGAGGCUGUCCCUCUGGAACAGGCAAGAAGGUGAAGCGUACGCUACCAGAUCCACCUCCUGAGGAUGACUCGUUAAUGGGACGGUCAGGCUACAGCACCAACUCUGCCCGUCGCCGUCUUGCCCGCAGUACUACAAUGGCUCGGGCGAAGAUCCUGCAGGAUAUUGACAAAGAGCUUGAUCUGGUAGAGAGGGAAUCUUCAAAACUACGCAAGAAACAGGCUGAACUCGACGAGGAGGAAAAGGAAAUUGACGCAAAACUACGGUACCUGGAGAUGGGUAUCAAUCGCCGAAAGGAUGCCUUACUGAAAGAGCGAGAGAAGAGGGAGAGGGCCUAUCUCCAGGGGGUGGCAGAAGAAAGAGAUUACAUGUCAGACAGCGAGGUUAGCAACAUUAGAGAUGACCGGAGUGAUCGCCUGGAGAGGCCGCGGACAGCGCCCCAAUCUGAGUUUGAUCAAUUCAUUCCCCCACAGACUGAAGCGGAUUCCCAGUACAACACGCUAACAAGCCCCUACUCCCAUUACGGCCAGUAUGUUCCCCAGACUCAAACCACCAGCCAUUACAGUCAACAUAAUCUAUAUGAGCAGCAGUCUGUUUACCACCAACAGGUGUCACCUUACUCAACCUUAUCACUUUCGCAUGGUCAGGAUCAGCCUAGCAGCUACCAACAUGCUCUGCUCUUGCAACAAGGAAAGCAGCGUCAAAACAACCUGUCUGAUCUAGAGCCUAAAAUCUCCAGUAACUAUGAGGUCAUGCGUAACCAACCUUUAAUCAUAGUGCCAACCUCCUCAGAGAGUGGCUAUGGGGUGGCUCAUCUUGGAGGCAAGUAUGGCAGCUUGGACUUAAGGCUUGGGCUGGAGGAAAGGAGCAUGGCCUCUAGUCCGAUGUCAAGCAUAUCUGCAGAUUCCUUCUAUGCUGACAUUGACCACCAUAAUGCCAGAAACUAUGUGCUGAUUGAGGACAUUGGGGAACUCACCAAAGCCUCCACAGGGUUGGGUACCACUGGCUUGGGUUCAGGAUUUACAAUCCCUGAUAAGGAGUUGUCUAAGGCAGACAGACUACUUAGGGCAGCAGAAGUCAGACGCACAGAGGUAGCAGAUUUUUUAGGACCGUCACAACUUCAAGGUUAUGGUAAAGGAGAAGAUGACACUAUGGAGGAACCUUAUGAGUUAAAACUACUGAAGCAACAGAUCAAGCAGGAGUUCAGGCGAGGAACUGAGGGACUAGAGCAUUUAUCGGGCUUGGGCCUUCCCCAGUAUCUUCCCAGUGACAGCAACUUUCGCCACUUCCCAAAAAGUGAAAAGUAUAGCAUUGGAAGGCUCACUCUGGAAAAACAGGCUGCAAAACAGCUCCCGGCUGCUGUGCUUUACCAGAAACAGAUAAAGAACAAAAAGGCUUUGAUUGACCCAAAAGCCAUAACUAAAUUCUCCCCAAUUCAGGAGAGUAGGGAUUUUGAACCAGACUUUGGUAGCUACAUCGGAUCUGGAGCUUCUUCUGUGACCAAUCUGGCUGCUAGAGCAAGAUUGCUUCAGGAUGAGAUCACAUUUGGCCUCCGGAAGAACUUAUCAGAGCAACAGAAAUACUUGGGCUCCUCCCUGGGGGCUAAUCUUGCUGGUUCUCUUGGGCAGUCUCUUGGACUUGGGUCCACUAUUAGGGCCACUGUCCAAGAUGACGGCACCUAUCCGAGCGGCAGCCGCUCCAGACCUUCAUCUCGUCCAUCUUCCCGGCCCUCCUCUGUCUAUGGCUUGGAUCUAUCGAUCAAACGGGAUCUUUCCAGCUCCUCACUCAGACUCAAAACAGAGGGGGAUGUGUUGGAUGCAGCAUUUGCCCCCGGUGUGGCCAGAGCAAAGCCCACCAGUUUGCCUAUCAGCCAAAGUCGGGGCCGUAUUCCCAUAGUGGCUCAAAACUCCGAAGAGGAGAGCCCUCUGAGCCCUGUGGGGCAGCCUAUGGGUAUGGCCAGGGCUUCAGCGGGACCACUUCCUCCAAUCUCUGCCGACUCCAGGGACCAAUUUGGAUCUAGCCAUUCUCUGCCGGAGGUUCAGCAACAUAUGAGGGAAGAAUCUCGGACUCGUGGCUACGAUCGAGAUAUCGCAUUCAUCAUGGAUGACUUACAAGGUGCCAUGUCGGACAGUGAAGCCUACCACUUGCGAAGAGAGGACACGGACUGGUUUGAUAAACCAAGAGAAGGACAUCCUCAGGCCCAGCAUGUGGUGGUGGACCGGAGACAGAUGAAACUGGUCCCUUACGUCUUCCCUCACACUCGUGUGAAGCUCCUGAGAGACCAGAGGGACUCCAGUGUGUCAGGCAACGGUCUCGGGAUACGAGUGGUUGGUGGCAAAGAGAUUCCGGGGAGCCGCGGAGAGAUCGGAGCCUACAUUGCCAGAGUUAUUCCUGGUGGAAUGGCAGAGGGCAAAGUCAUUGAGGGCAUGCAGGUGUUGGAGUGGAACGGCAUCCCGAUGACAGGGAAGACCUAUGAGGAAGUGCAAGGCGUCACGGCCCAGGCGUGUGCGGAGGCGGAGCUCUGUGUGAGACUGGACCUGAACAUGCUGUCUGACCCCGAGCACCCACAAGUCCUGGAGCACCACGUCCAGCUUAAGGCCGUCGGUGGGCAGCGUUCUCCCGGUGUGGAUCCUAACCAGCUGGCGGCAGAGCUGCAGAAGGUGUCCCAGCAGCAGGCUCCGGGCAUGCCGGGCGCAGGAGUCGGACCCGGAGGGUUGGGAGCGUUGUCGGCGUUGGAGCGCUCCGCUCUCCUCCACUCAGGCGCCGGAUCGGCGGCUUCCAGUGGCGUGCCGAGCCCCGGCCAGCCCGCGUCCCCUGCCAUAAACAAGAAGCAACGACACAAGCCAACAGACACAAUGAAGAUAUCGCACCCCAUUACUGGAGAAAUUCAGUUGCAGAUCAACUAUGACCGAAACGUGGGGAACCUGAUCGUGCAUGUGCUGCAGGCCCGGAACUUAGCCCAGAGGGACGACGACGGCUACUCGGACCCCUUCGUCAAGGUCUAUCUGCUGCCCGGGAGAGGACAAGUCAUGGUUGUCCAGAAUGCAAGUGUUGACAACAAGAGGAGGACCAAGUAUGCACAGAAGACCAUGAAUCCAGAAUGGAACCAGACGGUUAUCUACAAGAACAUCCAUCUGGAACAGCUGAAGAAAAAGACCCUGGAGGUAACCGUGUGGGAUUACGACAGAUCGUCAUCCAAUGACUUUCUUGGAGAAGUGUUGAUUGACUUGUCAAACACAGCCCAGUUAGACAACACGCCUCGCUGGCUGCCAUUGAAGGAGCAGAGCGAGAGCAUUGAGCACAGCAGAGUCCACCAAGGAGCUCAAGGACCACCUGGGUCUGGAUCCACUCAGGGACACGGUCAAGGACACUCCCCGGGCCAGGGCCAUCUAUCAGGGCCCGGGAUGGGGCAGGGGCAAGGAGCAGAACAGGGAGAAGGGAGUUACGAUUCGCCUAAAAACUCUGUAAUCAAGAGCAGAAGCCAUGGAAUCUUCCCUGAUCCAUCCAAAGACUGCCAGAUGUUGCCUCUGGAAAAAUCCCACAGCAGCCCAGGCAGCUCCAAGUCCUCCUCAGAUGGCCAGCUACGCUCCCACGGGCCGUCUCGAAGCCAAAGCAAAAGCAGCGUCACUCAGGCCCACCUGGAGGAUGCCGGGAUAGCCAUUGCUGCCGCCGAGGCUGCCGUGCAACAGUCCCGCCUGCAACCAAGACCAGGACACAGGCUCGGUGAUGUCUCAGGGUCCGUGGUCCUGUCAGCCCCCAGCCUGGUGGGGGACGCCUAUGGAGGGCUGGACGCGAGUGAAGGAGGAGGGACCGGAGUGGACAGCGCCAUUUUUCAAGUGCCACGGAUUGGAACUACUAUUCCCAAUGGAACUGACCAAAACCACCUGGGGACUCCCGAGAAUGAAGGUAAAACCCAAGUGAUGGGAGAGAUCAAAGUGGCACUCAAGAAGGAGGUGAAGACGGACGGUGACCAGUUGGUCCUGGAGAUCCUGCAGUGCCGAAACAUUACUUACAAGUUCAAAAGCCCGGACCACCUGCCAGACCUGUACGUGAAGUUGUACGUGGUCAACGUGGCCACUCAGAAGAGGAUCAUCAAGAAGAAAACCAGAGUGUGUCGUCAUGACAGGGAGCCUUCUUUCAACGAGACCUUCCGAUUCCCCCUCAACCACGGACACUCCCUACAGCUUUUCCUGGUGUCCAACGGAGGGAAAUUUGUGAAGAAGACCCUCAUCGGGGAAGCCUACAUCUGGCUGGACAAGGUGGACAUGAGGAAGCGGGUGGUGAGCUGGCACAAGCUGCUCGUCAGCUCCACGCCCACCAACCUCUGAAAUGACUUCUGCUACUUGCAGAUGUCCCAAAAAAAUAAAUACAAUAAAUAUAGGACUAUUAUUUUAAUUCACAGCCAUCCACCUUCCACAUCCUCAUGUGAAGGAACUACAUGAGGAGAAGGCGCCCUGCCCCCUGCUGGUGGACGCCACAACUCGCCACUUUCACGCGGCGACUGUGAGAAACAGCCGUGACGAAAGAUCGGGCAUUUCUACACACUGAAUACAGCCGUGACGAAAGAUCGGGCAUUUCUUCACACUGAAUACAGUCGUGACGAAAGAUCGGGCAUUUCUACACACUGAAUACAGCCGUGACGAAAGAUCGGGCAUUUCUUCACACUGAAUACAGUCGUGACGAAAGAUCGGGCAUUUCUUCACACUGAAUACAGCCGUGACGAAAGAUCGGGCAUUUCUACAAACUGAAUACAGCCAUGACGAAAGAUUGUGCAUUUCUUCACACUUAAUACAGCCGUGACGAAAGAUCGGGCAUUUCUUCACACUGAAUACAGCCGUGACGAAAGAUCGGGCAUUUCUACACACUGAAUACAGCCGUGACGAAGGAUCGGGCAUUUCUACAAACUGAAUACAGCCGUGACGAAAGAUCGGGCAUUUCUACACACUGAAUACAGUCGUGACGAAAGAUCGGGCAUUUCUACACACUGAAUACAGCCGUGACGAAAGAUCGGCAUUUCUACA